Messenger RNA from Hemicordylus capensis (graceful crag lizard), 3089 nucleotides. RefSeq names its product phosphoenolpyruvate carboxykinase 2, mitochondrial (gene PCK2). The transcript is spliced from 10 exons. Bases 89 to 2011 code for a protein of 640 amino acids. Gene Ontology annotation, biological process: hepatocyte differentiation; gluconeogenesis; response to starvation. Gene Ontology annotation, molecular function: manganese ion binding; phosphoenolpyruvate carboxykinase (GTP) activity; GTP binding. NCBI's taxonomy places the organism in Eukaryota, Metazoa, Chordata, Lepidosauria, Squamata, Cordylidae. The record is from RefSeq and is a predicted model, not a curated record. Gene Ontology annotation, cellular component: cytosol.
CUGUCUCCUCCCCCUUCCUUCUUAAAUCCGGCUCCCGGACGCCUGGGUCCAUCCUGGGCAGCACGGGGCUCCCGGAGCGGGGUGCACGAUGCCGGCGCCUUACACGCGGAUUCUGGGUCUUGGAGCUUCCUCUCUCAGGUGCUGGUCUGCAGCCCCGGUGCGCUGGGCCCACGCCCCACGCGUGGUGCAUGGAGACCUUGGCAAACUCUCAGGACGUGUGCAGGAGUUUGUGGACCAUGGGGUGCGGCUCUGCCAGCCAGCCAACAUCCACAUCUGUGACGGGACUGAGAAGGAGAACGGCAAAAUCUUGAACUUCCUGGAGUCGGAAGGAGUCAUCAAGCCCCUCGUCAAAUAUGAGAACUGCUGGCUAGCCAAGACUGACCCCAAGGAUGUGGCCCGGGUGGAGAGCCGGACAGUCAUUGUGACCGAUAACCAGAGGGAGACGGUGCCCAUCCCCCCCACAGGGGUCAAAGGGCAGCUGGGCAACUGGAUGAACCCCCAAACAUUUCAGGAAGCCGUGGACGACCGGUUCCCUGGCUGCAUGAAAGGCCGCACCAUGUACGUCAUCCCCUACAGUAUGGGCCCCAUCGGCUCGCCCCUCUCCAAGAUCGGGAUCCAGCUCACGGAUUCGGCAUAUGUGGUUGCCAGCAUGCGCAUCAUGACCCGCAUGGGCACUGCGGUCCUCCGCACCCUGGGUGACGGGGAGUUUGUCAAGUGCCUGCAUUCUGUGGGGCGGCCCCUGCCUCUGGAAGAAGAACUGGUGAACAGUUGGCCUUGUAACCCUGAGAAGACCUUAAUAGCACAUGUCCCAGAACGCCGAGAGAUCGUGUCCUUUGGCAGCGGCUAUGGGGGCAACUCCCUCCUGGGCAAAAAGUGUUUUGCCCUCCGGAUUGCCUCUUGCAUUGCCAGAGAUGAAGGCUGGCUUGCUGAACACAUGCUGAUCCUGGGGAUCACAAACCCAGAGGGGAAGAAGAAGUACGUGGCCGCAGCCUUCCCCAGUGCUUGUGGAAAGACAAACAUGGCCAUGAUGAACCCCACCCUGCCUGGCUGGAGGGUGGAGUGCGUGGGAGAUGAUAUCGCAUGGAUGAAGUUUGAUAGCGAAGGUUGCCUGCGUGCCAUCAAUCCCGAGAAUGGCUUCUUUGGGGUGGCACCGGGUACAUCUACCAGAACCAACCCCAACGCCAUGCACACCAUCCAGCGGAACACUCUCUUCACCAACGUGGCCGAGACCAGCGAAGGGGGCGUCUACUGGGAGGGCAUCGACCAAAUGAUCCCCUCAGGGGUAACCAUCAGCACCUGGCAAGGGAAGCCCUGGAAAAUCGGUGACAAGGAGCCUGCUGCCCACCCCAACUCCCGCUUUUGUGCCCCAGCCCGCCAGUGCCCAAUCAUGGACCCAGACUGGGAGUCCCCCAAGGGCGUCCCUAUUGAUGCCCUCAUCUUUGGGGGCAGAAGACCUGCAGGUGUGCCCUUGGUGUACGAGGCCUUCAACUGGCGCCAUGGCGUCUUCGUGGGCAGUGCCAUGAGGUCGGAGUCCACCGCAGCAGCUGAACACAAAGGCAAGGUCAUCAUGCACGACCCAUUUGCCAUGCGUCCCUUCUUUGGUUACAACUUUGGUCGCUACCUGGAGCACUGGUUAAGCAUGGAAGAGCGUAAGGGUGUCCGUCUUCCCAAGAUCUUCCAUGUCAAUUGGUUCCGGAAAGAUGCUGCCGGGAACUUCUUGUGGCCGGGAUUCGGGGAGAACUCUCGGGUGCUUGACUGGAUCUUCCGCCGUUGUGAUGAAGAAGAUAGUGCCAAGGAAACGCCCAUUGGGUACAUUCCAAAAGAUGGUGCCUUAGACCUGACAGGCCUAAACAAGGUGAACUAUCAGGAGCUUUUUUCACUGCCUAAGGAGUUCUGGGAACAGGAAGCGCGGGAAGUGAGGCAGUACCUGACAGAACAAGUGAAUGAGGACCUGCCCAAGGAAGUGACGAAGGAAUUGGAGGCCUUGGAGGCACGGGUGAAGAAGAUGUGAAGGACCUGAAAAAAAGAAAUCUGACCAAAGACACAUCUUCUGUAUCUCCUAGGGGGAGAGGGAGGAGAUGACAGGGAGCUUGUUUACAAAAUUUCCCUUCCCUACUUCUGAUGGUUCUCUAGCCAUCAAGAGUCAGCCAUUUUGUUCCCCUGGUCAUGAGGCAGCCAUCUUGCUUCCUUGGCAAUAUGAGCUGUACACAUAUUCUUUAUAUGAGUCAGUCGUCUUGGUUUUUUGAUACAUCUGCUUUUAUCUCCUAUCUCUUGUCCCACUAUUGUGCCCUGGUUCUAGGAAAAGGCAGUGGAAGGAAUCUGUCCUCUUGUUCCUUCAACUAUUUGUUGGUUCUCUUUUGCAUCUAUGUUCUUGCCCAUGUCCCACCCAUUUUACCAAGUGCUUUUUAACCUUUCGCAGAGCGUCUUUUCCUUCUCACAGAAGACCUGACUUUGGAGGCUGCUUAUGGGAAGGGGGUGAUGCAAAAAUGUUUGGGGAAACACAACCUCUCAUGCUAGCUUAGUCUGUAUACACAAAUCCCAACUUGCCUUCACUCGGGCAUGAAUGUAGAAGCAGUUGCCUUGGUAGUUAGCUGUGAUGCCUGUUGAGUUAUUUCAGGGAAGCGGCCAGGGCUGACAGCAAUAGAAACUGUGGCAUUCUCAAACAGAGGCUGGAUCAGAGGCUGUCUGUCAGGGAUGCUGUAGCCGUUUCCAGCACUGAGCAGGGGUUGGACUUGGUUCCCAACCUGGCCGCCUCCAGAUGUUGCUGAACUACAACUCCCAUCAGCCCCAGCUACAAGGUCUUGGGUCCAGGUUGGAAACCACUGGUCUAGAAGAUCACAGUCACUUCCAACUCCAACAUUCUAUGAGAUCAUCAUAAUGCAGAUACCAUUUCCUCAGCAGAACCUUCAAACUGUGUAUGUUGUAGCUGUUAAUCAACUGAGCAGUUGGUGCUAAUCCAUAAUGUUUAGGUCCAUGGCAAAUGCUGACACUGACUGGAAUAUGGCACAGGCCAUACUGAGUGACUGUAUAUGCACAGUUCCAUCCUUUUGAACUACCCAUUAAAUGCAUAAUGCUUCCUUCAGAAUCCA